CAAGCAGCAAAGUCACGCAGGACAUCUCCACGCUCAUCUCCUUGGACGUCUCUUCUUCUUUUUUUUUUUUUCUUUUUUUUUUAAUUUGGACCAUCUUCGAUCGACCAAAACCGCGCCGAUCCUCCUGCGGGACUCCGUCAAAAAAAGACAAAAAAAAAAAAAAAGAAGUAGAAGUUAUACCGCUUCUUUGGCUGUGAUUCUUACAGGCGCGCAUCAUGUUGGACGGUAUAAAAAUGGAAGAUCACCCGCUGCAGCGAUCGGGACAAGCCACGCUGGGUGUCAUGCUCGGGUCGGACUGCCACCACCAGGCCGUGUGUGAGGGCUGCCAUCGGCCCAUCUCCGACCGCUUUCUGAUGAGGGUCAACGAGUCGUCGUGGCAUGAGGAGUGUUUGCAGUGCACGGUGUGUCAACAGCCUCUCAUCACCAGCUGCUACUUCAGAGAAAGGAAACUUUACUGCAAGCACGACUACCAACAGUUGUUUGCUACCAAGUGCAGUGGCUGCAUGGAGAAGAUCGCCCCCACAGAGUUUGUGAUGCGAGCCCUGGAGUGUGUCUACCACCUGAACUGCUUCUGCUGCUGCGUGUGCGACCGCCAGCUGAGAAAAGGCGACGAGUUUGUCCUGAAAGAGGGUCAGCUGCUCUGCAAGGUGGACUACGAGCGGGAGAAGGACUUACUCAGCUCCGUCAGCCCAGAUGACUCAGACUCAGAGAAAAGCGACGAUGAGGAAUUGGACAUCAAGCCAGAGAAAGGAGGCAUUGGAGGCCAGGGGAAGGGGGAUGACAGCAAGGAUCCCAGGAGACCCAAAAGACCACGCACCAUCUUGACCACUCAGCAGAGACGAGCCUUCAAGGCUUCCUUUGAGGUGUCCUCAAAACCCUGCAGGAAGGUGAGGGAGACGUUGGCUGCAGAGACAGGACUCAGUGUCCGGGUGGUCCAGGUGUGGUUCCAGAACCAGAGAGCUAAGAUGAAGAAGUUGGCCAGAAGACAGCAGCAGCAACAAGAACAACAGAAUUCCCAGAGACUUGGCCAAGAAGUAAUGUCAAAUCGUAUGGAGGGGAUGAUGAGCUCCUUCACACCUCUGCCCCCACCACAGCAGCAGUUGGUUGCCAUGGACCAGAACGGGUACAGUACUGACCCCUUCCAACAGGGGCUCACCCCCCCACAGAUGCCCGGAGACCACAUGAACCCAUAUGGUAAUGAUUCGGCAUUCCACGACAUAGACAGCGACACGUCUUUAACCAGCCUCAGUGACUGCUUCAUGGCCUCGUCGGACGUCAACUCCAUGCAGGCCCGGGUGGGGAACCCCAUCGACCGCCUGUACUCCAUGCAAAACUCGUACUUUGCGUCCUGAGCGAAAAGGCAACGGAAAUUAACUGCCCGUCUCGACCCUAAUUCCUGAAGACCGGAUACCACACGAGGAUUGGACAGAGGGAACCUUGAUCCUGAAGACAUAGAAGACCCCUGGGGCAAGAAAAAAAACUAAAAAAAAAACUUGUCAAUUGUUCGAAAUCAUCCAUGGGGGUGGCUUGUCCUUCACAACAGUUUUUUUUUUCUUUUUCGUUCACAUAUAGAAAUCGACUGACGAAACUGUUGGGAUCCGCCGCCCGGAUCAUGUAUGGUUUUGGUUUCUGAGUCCUUUUGUGUUUUGUUGAUCGUUUUGGACUCUCCCUGUUCUUAGUUUUUGCACUUCAAGCAAUCAAUGUUUAUUUAUAUAGCCCUAAAUCACAAAUGUCUCAAAGGACUGUACAAACCACUACGACUACGACAUCCUCGGAAGAACCCACUUCCUGUUUUAUCUUGUUUCCAAGGUUGUUCAUUCGUCCCACCUGCUACUUGUUUCUCUAGCACACCUGUUGGUAAUUAUUUACUUCUGUAUUUAAGCCCGCUUUCUACCUUUUGUUCGAUCUUGGUCCGUUGUUUGCUACUCGCAAUAGUCACGGUUGGUUUUUAAAUGGUAAAUGGUAAAUGGGUUAUACUUGUAUAGCGCUUUUCUACCUUCAAGGUACUCAAGGCGCUUUGACACUAUUUCCACAUUCAUCCAUUCACACACACAUUCACACACUGCCAUGCAAGGCCCUAACCACGAACCAUCAGGAGCAAGGGUGACGUGUCUUGCUCAAGGACACAACAGGCUUGACGAGGUUGGUAGAAGGUGGGGAUUGAACCAGGAACCCUCAGGUUGCUGGCACAGCCACUCUCCCAACUGCGCCACGCCGUCCCCUUUUUCACUCUGUACUAAGUUUCGUCGAUGUAUAUAUUAUUGCUAAGUCCCGUCUUAGCUUUGCGUGCGCUCGGCACGUUAUUGUUGGACUUGUGGACUCCCUGCUAAGCUAGCAUUAGCUUCCCGUGCGUAGGCAAGCGCUUUAUUUUGUCGUUUGUAUCAGUGUUCUUUUUAUUUUUAUAUAUUAAAGGGGAACAUUAUCACAAUUUCAGAAGGGUUAAAACCAAUAAAAAUCAGUAUUUUUCAAUUUUUUUUCAAAAUUUUACCCGUCCUGGAAUAUCCCGAAAAAAGGCUUUAAAAUGCCUGAUUUUCGCUAUUUACGAAGCCACGGUCCAUUUUCCUGUGAAGUGAAUUAGUGAAAUUAAUUAUAUUUAUAUAGCGCUUUUCUCUAGUGACUCAAAGCGCUUUACAUAGUGAAACCCAAUAUCUAAGUUACAUUUAAACCAGUGUGGGUGGCACUUGGUGCAGAUGGGUAAAGUGUCUUGCCCAAGGACACAACGGCAGUGACUAGGAUGGCGGAAGCGGGAAUCGAACCUGCAACCUUCAAGUUGCUGGCACGGCCACUCUACCAACCGAGCUAUGCCGGUGAUGCCAAUACAAACAACACGGUGGAUACCCACAGCAAGAUAUAGCGACAUUAGCUCGGAUUCAAACUCGGAUUUCAGCAGCUUAAGCGAUUCAACAGAUUACGCAUGUAUUGAAACGGAUGGAUGGAGUAUGGAGGCAGAUAGCGAAAACGAAAUUGAAGAAGAAACUGAAGCUAUUGAGCGAAUAGCUCAGGGGUCGGGAACCUUUUUGGCUGAGGGAGCCAUGAAAGCCAAAUAUUUCAAAAUGUAUUUCAGUGAGAGCCAUAACAUUUUUUUUAACACUGAAUACAACUAAAUUUGUGCAUUUUUAAGACCAACAUUUUAUAACAACAGCAUAAUAAGUCUCUUAUUCUUUUUAAUAACAUUUGUAUUCCAUAGCUAACCAAUAAUUAAUAUAAUACUUGUUACCAUUUAUGCUUCUUCUUGAACAGGUGCGUUAGAAAAUGGAUGGUUGGAUUAAAAUGCAUGAGAAUGUUUUAUAAUUUGAAUGUUAUUUAUAACACUGUGAUUACCAGCGGAAUUUUUCAUUACUUAUCGUGUUAAGCAAUGUCAGCUAAGAUUGAUCUGAGAGCCAGAUGAAGACAUCAAAAGAGCCACAUCUGGCUCUAGAGCCAUAGGUUCCCUACCCCUGGAAUAGCUAUUGACGCCAUUCAGCCAGGUCUGUAAAAUGUGCAGACCAAACGAUCGGGACUUUCGCAUUGACACUGGAGCAACUUAAAUCCGUCGAUUGGUAAGUGUUUGUUUGGCAUUAAAUGUGGGUGGAAGGAAACGCUGGAUGCAAAUAUAGCUAAAUGAGGCAUAACGAUGCAAUAUGUACAUACAGCUCGCUUAAAUAGCACGUUAGCAUCGAUUAGCAACUUGAAUCCAUCCCUGAUCGGGUUGUUACACCCUCUGACAACACACCGACGAGGCAUAAUGUCUCCAAGGUACCGGAAAACAGUCGAAAAAACGGAAAAUAACAGAGCUGAUUUGACUUGCUGCGUGUAAUGUGUUUGAGAAAUUGGCGUUGACUACCUAGGUGACGUCACGUUUUGACGUCAUCGCUCCGAGAACAAAUGAUAGAAAGGCGUUUAAUUCGCCAAAAUUCACCCAUUUAGAGUUCGGAAAUCGGUUAAAAAAAGAUAUGGUCUUUUUUCUGCAACAUCAAGGUACAUAUUGACGCUUACCUAGGUCUGGUGAUAAUGUUCCCCCUUUAAAUCAAGUCUUACCUGCUACUCCUGCCUGUCUGGUCCUCGUGCAUCCGGGGGGGGGGGACACAACACGCGCACACGAUGCGAUCCAAAUGUGACCGAACAAAAAGGAGAAGGCGGGCUUGAAUACCGAAGUAAACAAUUACCAACAGGUGUGCGUAGGGAAACAAGUAGCAGGUGGGACGAAUGGAAAAACCAUGGAAACAAGAUAUAACAGGAAGUGCAAAAACUAAGAACAGGAAGAGUCCAAAACGAUCAACAAAACACGAAAGGACUCAGAAGCCAAAAGCAUACAUGAUUCCGGGCGGCGGAUCCCAACAGAAACACUCUUAAACCAAAUACCAGUGAAUUCAUACAAUGCAUGGCUGUAAACAACCUAUUUCCAAGUCACCCCCCCGUCGCCCCCACCCCUGGUUACAAUGUGGUGUUUGGACUGUUCCUUCUACAUGGUCCCCCCCCCCCCAUGUUCACCCGCUAGCAUUUUGAUCACUAUGGAUAGGUACUAGAUAUUGUGUUAAUAGUCAAAAAUAGGUGCAGCAUGUCUGCAAGAGUGACUGUACAUUUGUGUAUGUUUGAGAAUUUGUGGUAAGAAAGAAUUGUUUCGAUGACUUCAAAUAAAAAAAAAAAAAAAUUUAAAAAAAAAAAAGAAGGG
Molecule: messenger RNA, 4651 nt
Organism: Nerophis ophidion (straightnose pipefish)
Lineage: Eukaryota; Metazoa; Chordata; Actinopteri; Syngnathiformes; Syngnathidae
Gene: lmx1bb
Product: LIM homeobox transcription factor 1, beta b
Exons: 9
Coding region: 216-1352 (378 amino acids)
Biological process (GO): neuron differentiation; regulation of transcription by RNA polymerase II
Cellular component (GO): nucleus
Molecular function (GO): DNA-binding transcription factor activity, RNA polymerase II-specific; RNA polymerase II transcription regulatory region sequence-specific DNA binding
Source: RefSeq, a predicted model, not a curated record